Molecule: messenger RNA, 503 nt
Organism: Saitoella complicata NRRL Y-17804
Lineage: Eukaryota; Fungi; Ascomycota; Saitoellomycetes; Saitoellales; Saitoellaceae
Exons: 2
Coding region: 260-409 (49 amino acids)
Molecular function (GO): carbon-nitrogen ligase activity, with glutamine as amido-N-donor
Source: RefSeq, a predicted model, not a curated record
GACGCAAAGGGCGCAGUAUGCUUCAAUGUGUCCGUCUCUCUCCCAUCCCGUUCAACCGUCCCAUUCCCUUCUUAAGGGUGUUGCGAUUCAGUGAAAUGCGGUCGUGCAGCGUAAUGCAUGGACGUGCAUAAAUCGAAACGAGCAAAUCUCGCCUGAAGAGUUCCGGGAGACUUGCAGCACCCAAGAAUCCUUUCUUAAGAAGAAGGGAGGGGAAGCGAUAUAUGAUACUGGAGCAUUAGCGGACAUCGUCGAUAAGGCCAUGGAGGGGUAUCCAAAGCAGGUGGAACAAGUACGGAAUGGAGAGGUGAAGGUGAUCAAGUUCUUGCUUGGACAUAUUAUAAGGGAAGCGCGUGGGAAGGCGAAGGCGGAUGAGAUUGAGAAGAUGUUGACUGAGCGAUUUGGGCUCUGAAGUAGUGAGUAGCAUAGCAUAUUUAGCAUUAGGGCCUGGUCCGGGCUUCACGUGUGAUACCCGAGAUGCGCCAUGAGUUAAACAUAGGGUACAA